This is a messenger RNA of Penicillium cataractarum, 1314 nucleotides long. RefSeq lists its product as uncharacterized. NCBI's taxonomy places the organism in Eukaryota, Fungi, Ascomycota, Eurotiomycetes, Eurotiales, Aspergillaceae. The transcript has 2 exons. The record is from RefSeq and is a predicted model, not a curated record. Bases 1 to 1314 code for a protein of 437 amino acids.
AUGGCCUCGCCAGAUCUCGAUCAGGAUAUCUCUCCUGUACCCCGGUCUCGGGAGGAGAAUCAGGAGAGAGCUUUUAUUGCUGCUUCGCGGCGCAAGGACCGUAGCCUGGAUGCACGGUUGGAAUCAGCUAACCGAGCGUCGAUGCUGCACAAGAAGCGCACCGGAAAGGCAUUCCACAUCACCAAGGAGAUUGUUGAGAAAGAAGCCAUGUAUGAAGAAGUUGACGAGCGCUAUCAAGAGAAGCGCAUCCGUAUGCUGCAAGCACAGAACAUGCAGAUUGAAGAGCAAUUCCAUCGCCAUCUCCUAGCUGCCUUUGCUGCCCGGGCCAACUCCACCUCCGCGGCUUCUUCUAUUGCUAGCCGUAGGGCAAGCCUGGCACCGCAUGCUUCCGUCGAGGGAAGCUCAACACGGAAGAUGAGCUUAGAUCUGUCGAAUCUGCGUUCUCCAUUCCCACAAGGCAUGGACUCCAACUCAAUGACUAGCCCCGCGACUACUGGAGAGGGAUAUUUGAUGUCACCAACGACGACGUUCGACCCGAAUGCCCAGUCAUACAUGAGCUGCAUGGACGGCUCUACCGGCUACCCAUCUCACAUGGUCACCGCGGCAUCCUCAGCGGCACAGAUCCCAGCCUACGCUGUUCAGGCACAGACCCCUGCUCCCGCCUGGAGCCAUAUGGGCUGGGCGCAUAUGCAACAGCAGGUCCCUACUCCUACCCAGACACCCACCGACUCUCAAGCCGUGCGCAUGUGGCAGCAACAGAUGAUGCAGCAAGCUCAGAUGCCCACCGAUGCUGCGGCUGCCAUUCAGAUGCGACAGUUCAGAGAACGCCUGGCCUCCGCGCCAGAAUUGCCAGUGCAGCACCUCGCACAGCACGUUGCUCCGGCCGCGUCCAUAUCCGGUCCUAGUGGCGGCCACGGUCACUCCCGCGGCCAUUCUCAGCCUAGCAACAACUUCCACAACCUCCAUCUCCUCACUCAAGGUACACAUCUGGCCCAGGUGGCUCCCUCGAACACCAGCUCGCCUAAGAUCGAGUCUUAUUCUGGAGAGACUCAGUCUACACCUGAAUUCUGCCCCACUCCCAACACCCCUCUAUCACCUACCGCUCUGGGCACUGCCCAGGGUGGGGCUGUGGUAAAGUUAGAGGGGGGUGAGGGCGGCGAUGGCGUUAUGGUUUCCCAUGAGGAGCUGGACCCUGAUUUUAAUGAGUUCAGCCAAUUUGCUCUGGGCUUGGGUAAUACUUCCCUACCAGAGCGGGAGCCCUUUGGCUUCGACGAGUUCGUUGCUCUAGAUGACUACGGUACCGUCUCCUGCUAA